AUGGCCGGAGCGGCUAGUUACAUCACUGGCCAACGCGCGGGGCAGCCGACUGCUCUCCCACUCGCGUCGCGCGUCGACGACAUCACCACACCGCCACCCCUCAACACCAUGGUUAUUCGCACCAUCCACGAUCUGAACGCCCGACAACAGAUCUUGCGGCCGACUCUGCCUAAACCCUCUACGGACACGGAGCGCUUUUCUCUCGCAGAUGCUGGUCAUCUGAAGCUAAAGCUACAAGCUCUCGAUCGCGCCAUAUCGAGCAUACGGCCAGAUAGUCCUAGCGAAGAUGAUAUUACCAAUAUUGAUGAUGCCUGCAAAACAAACCCAUCUGGAGGAUCCGUCUACGUCGCUGGCUCGGAGAGGUUCUACCUCGUAGUAAAAGGCCUCAGCGGGCCGCGCGCCACUGCCGAUGCUUAUUCUGAAGCAUACAAGACUGUGCUACAAGGCAGGCCCUAUGCUAACAAGUACAAGCUAUCCGGGUGGGAGGGGCCAACACCCACAUUCUCAGAGAUACGUCCUCUACUACGAGAUAUUGACAUUGCCUGCGAAACCAACCUCGAGAGCGCCUUUGCCAUACUUGAGGAGAGAGUUAGGAAGCUCUUCUACGAGAGCAGAAGAAUGUUCAUUCAAGUGGGACCCGGCCUCAUGGACAAAGAACUCGUAAUCAAAUAUGACCACGGCCUCAAGGGUUUACACAUGGCAACUACAAUAAACCCGACUGCCCUGCAGCUUCUGAAAGAGCUGGAAUUCGAGUUCUGUAAACAUAUGUGCGGCGAGAGCUACCCCUCAAAAUCAUGGAUGAACCCCAUGGGCCGCAUAUACUACGCACUCAAGCUUGAGCGUAUCCGUAUCACCUUCAUCAAGAGUGAUAUCUACCGUUUAAGUGCGGCAGGGUCUACGAAUCCUAAAGGUCUGGAAUCACAGCGGAUUCAAUAUGAGAAAUUGGAGCGCUUUGGCAGAUGGUUUACAAACCAGAUUCCGGCGUCUGUGAACGUAUCGUGGUCACGCGAAGACGCGGCAAUUUUCUUUAACAGCACUGCUGUGGAGCAGCGUUUAUAUCAAGCCAUAAAAGAAAGGGCAUUGCCUGAAUAG
Molecule: messenger RNA, 1092 nt
Organism: Alternaria incomplexa
Lineage: Eukaryota; Fungi; Ascomycota; Dothideomycetes; Pleosporales; Pleosporaceae
Exons: 2
Coding region: 1-1092 (363 amino acids)
Source: RefSeq, a predicted model, not a curated record